UGAAAACCAAAAAUGUCGGGAACAAUUAACAUGUUCACUUCCUUUUCUUUAUCUUACAAGCGAACAAACACAACAAACAUUGAUCCAAUCUACCCUAUUAGCCAUUAUUCUAUCAGUUCAUGUACAAUAUCUAACGUUCCUCUGUUGGUUUCAUCCUGCAAGAAAUUGAAAAGUGGCUGCACCCUAAAGUUUGUGAAAGCCUCCUUGGCCACGGAGGAUUUCAUAGAGGAAGUAAAUGUUGAUGAUGUGUCCUCAAGGUUAAAGGUAACGGCAACAGUCAAUGUUCGGAUAAGCAAGGAAGUCAAUGUGUUUAAGAAGUUGACGGAGCUCCCACAAAAAGAUUCCUCGUACGAGGGUUUUGUUUUUCAACUAGUUAGCACCCAAGUAGAUCCAAGUAGCAUGAAGCCAAAGGUGAGCAAGGAAUCUGCAUUAGACUGGUCCAAAUGUACAUCUUUAAAAGAUAAAGGUAGAGGGUGUUUCAGCUUUAAAGUUAAGCUGGUGAUUGAUGAAGAUUUUGGAGAACCAGGAGCCAUUCUGGUGAGAAACCAUUAUGACAAUGAGUUGUUUGUAGAGACAAUCUCUAUUGAAGAUUGUUUCCACUUUUCAUGCAACUCCUGGAUUCAACCAGCUCAUACUAGCAAAGAGAAAAGGAUAUUCUUUUCCAAUAAGGCAUAUUUACCGAGCCAAACACCCAAGGGGAUGAAAUACUUGAGAGAUAGGGAACUUAAAAAUAAGAGAGGUGAUGGAAAAGGACAAAGAUUACUUGUGGAUAGAAUAUAUGAUUAUGACACAUAUAAUGAUCUUGGAAAUCCUGAUAAAGGAGUUGAGUUUACAAGGUCAACAUUAGGAGGUGAAAAGAACCCACAUCCCAGACGUUGUCGCACAGGACGUCCCAACACAGCUACAGAUGUAAACGUGGAAAAGCCAGUGAACUUGUUGAUAUCUUCAACAUAUGUACCAAGAGAUGAAGCUCUAGAGGGGACAAGGCGCAAAGACAUCUUCAUGGGAGUAUGGAAGGGAGUGCUUCACAACAUUCCAGCCAUGGUGACCACUCUCUUCAACAGGAAUGAAGUUUCUAUCGACAUUUCAAAUCUUGCAACUGGUCUUUAUAGGAAUGUAUCACAAGCUGAGAGUUUGAAUGCAUAUGGACUGUUCAAGUUUUUGGAUAUUAAAGAAAUGCUCAAGUUUGAGACUCCAAAAACUGUGUCAUGGAACAUUACAAGCUAUGUACGAGAUGAUGAAUUUGGUCGCCAAACUCUUGCAGGAAUGAAUCCUGUUAGCAUCGAGAGGUUGAAGGUUUUUCCUCCCGUGAGCAAACUUGAUCCUUCAAUGCAUGGACCACGAGAAUCAAAUCUUAAGGAAGAACAUAUUAUAUGUCAUCUCAACGGCAUGUCUGUACAACAAGCAUUGGAUGAAAAGAAGCUCUUCAUAUUGGAUUACCACGACAUUUACCUCCCUUUUUUAGAUAGGAUAAAUGCUCAAGAAGGCCGGAAAGCAUAUGGAACCCGUACAAUCUUCUUCUUGACAACAGCGGGAACUCUAAAGCCCAUUGCAAUUGAGCUCAGCCUUCCUCCUAAUGACUCCAAUCUCCCAUCAAAACAAGUUCUCACUCCUCCUGUUGAUGCAACCACCAACUGGCUCUGGCAACUAGGCAAAGCUCAUGUAUGCUCUAAUGAUGCGGGUGUUCACCAACUUUUUCAUCAUUGGUUACGGGUUCAUGCAUGUAUGGAACCAUUCAUAAUAGCUGCUCAUCGGCAUUUGAGCUCAAUGCAUCCGGUUUUCAAGCUUCUAAACCCCCACAUGCGACAUUUGCUCGGAAUAAAUUCAAUGGCUCGUGAGAGCCUUAUAUCUGCAGAAGGAAUUAUUGAGAGUGGCUUUUCGUCUGGAAGAUAUAGCACCCAUAUGGUCUGUGCUGCCUACCGUAACUGGUGGCGCUUUGACUUAGAAGGUCUUCCUCAAGAUUUAAUAAGAAGAGGAAUGGCAGUACCUGAUGAGACCAGACCCCAUGGACUGAAACUACUCAUUGAAGACUAUCCGUAUGCCAAUGAUGGGCUACUCAUUUGGUCUGCGAUUCAAGAAUUGGUGCAUACAUAUGUAAAUUAUUACUACCAUGACGACAAUGUUGUUAUAUAUGAUACAGAACUUCAAUCAUGGUAUAGUGAAGCCAUUAACGUGGGGCACGCUGAUGUUCGUGAAGCUAGUUGGUGGCCGAAACUAUGUACUACAGGCAAACUUACCGAGAUACUGACAAUCAUAAUAUGGAUUUCAUCAGCGCAACAUGCAGCACUUAAUUUUGGGCAGUAUCACUAUGGUGGAUAUGUCCCAAACCGGCCACCGCUAAUGCAAAAACUUAUACCCAAAGAACAUGAACUCGAGUAUGCAAGUUUCAUUGCUGACCCACAUGGUUAUUUCGUUGAUUCUUUGCCUAGUUUGUUUCAAACAACGAAAUACAUGGCUGUACUUGAUAUAAUCUCAGCACACUCGCAAGAGGAGGAGUAUCUUGGGGAGAUAAAGGAUAUGUUCACAAGUUGGCCAGGUGAACCUAAGAUUAUUGAGGCAUUCUAUAAGUUUUCGAUGGAAAUUAGAAAGAUUGAAAAUGAGAUCAAGAGGAGGAAUCUUGACCCCAAGCUUAGGAAUAGAUGUGGUGCUGGCAUUCCACCUUACGAGCUGCUCGUACCAACAUCAGAGCCUGGGGUUACUGGCAGAGGUAUACCGAAUAGCAUAAGUAUAUGAUUAG
Molecule: messenger RNA, 2737 nt
Organism: Lactuca sativa (garden lettuce)
Lineage: Eukaryota; Viridiplantae; Streptophyta; Magnoliopsida; Asterales; Asteraceae
Product: lipoxygenase 3, chloroplastic
Biological process (GO): lipid oxidation
Molecular function (GO): protein binding; oxidoreductase activity, acting on single donors with incorporation of molecular oxygen, incorporation of two atoms of oxygen; metal ion binding
Source: RefSeq, a predicted model, not a curated record